UAUGUCACAUGAUGCUAUACGGAAGUAGCAAACGUCUUAUGUAGUCAGUCUGUGCAGUCUAUUUUAACGACUGUAAAGUCUAUAUAAGAAAGUACAUUAACCAGUUCAACAAGCAGACAUGGGUGUGACGGAAUUGGAGGAACCUUCUCUGUUACUGGACGAAAAGCUGCUCCGUUUCAUGGACCAGCUGGAGUUACUGGAGGAGAAACGAGCCUCUCUCAACUCUCUCAUAGAGCAGGGAUGGUUUUCCAUGUCCAAGGCACGAUAUUCCAUGGGAAACAAACAGGUCUCAGCUCUUCAGUAUGCAAGUGAGAUUGAGCCUCUCGUCUGUGUCCAUGCAAGAUCACUGGACAAUGGGAAGAUGGAGUUCUGCACAGAAAGAGUGUCACAAAAGUGUAGUAAUGAGUCUGGAAAAGAUGGCAUGAGGUCAAUAGAGGAUAUUGGCCCUCAAGAAGAAGGUGUCAGGAGAAGAAUAAAAUCAAAAAAAGAUAUCACAGAAAAAGAGGCCAGUGAAGAAGCAAGUAGUGAGAAAGCUCCUGAAGUUCCUCCUGUAAGAAAAAGUGACCAGAAUCCUCAGCAAGACCCACUGAAAUGGUUUGGGAUUUUGGUGCCACAAUCCCUAAAACAAGCACAGUCGUCAUUCAAGCAAGUAAUAGAGCUGUCUGCUGAGAUUGCAACCCUUCAGACUGCAGUUUUGAACACCAGACAGGACCUGAUGCACAGCAUGAAAGACAAACACACUCUACAGGAGAAAACCUCAGCAGCCCAGUUGGACAAGGUUGCAGACUAAAUAACUGUCGAAUGGAGGCUGGAUGUGAUCUGAUCUGCAGCCCCAGAGAGUGACAGACUGGAGUCAGUAGUUGCCUGAUAGCCGGCAAAAUUGUCAACUCGACUUGGUGGAGUGGGCGGAUUCAAAGGUCUGGACCAAGUCAGUAGGUUAUGCUUCAGGUCCCAUCAAACUCCAACUGGUAGAUUUUGAAGUGAAGAUUGCUGAUGUAGCAGUUCGUACUUGACAAUUCAUUUGUAAUAAAUUAUAUGUGAACUUGUGCUGUUUUGACUGAAUAAUAAAUGUGUAGUAGAUUGAUGUGUUUGUGAAUGGAUUUACUCAGGCUCAAUAAAAUCUGUGUUGUACUCUGUAAUUGAUUAAUUCAUAAAUAUGAACAGAAAGUGUUUGAACCAAUUCAAUAAAUGGUGCUUGUUGUAAUAUUUUAA
This is a messenger RNA of Thunnus maccoyii (southern bluefin tuna), 1212 nucleotides long. RefSeq names its product coiled-coil domain containing 115 (gene vma22). Gene Ontology annotation, biological process: vacuolar proton-transporting V-type ATPase complex assembly. Bases 119 to 790 code for a protein of 223 amino acids. NCBI's taxonomy places the organism in Eukaryota, Metazoa, Chordata, Actinopteri, Scombriformes, Scombridae. Gene Ontology annotation, cellular component: extrinsic component of endoplasmic reticulum membrane. The transcript has 5 exons. The record is from RefSeq and is a predicted model, not a curated record.